Messenger RNA from Amphibalanus amphitrite, 1294 nucleotides. RefSeq lists its product as uncharacterized. The transcript has 3 exons. NCBI's taxonomy places the organism in Eukaryota, Metazoa, Arthropoda, Thecostraca, Balanomorpha, Balanidae. The coding region runs from base 55 to 1002 and encodes 315 amino acids. The record is from RefSeq and is a predicted model, not a curated record.
CAGACGGACGACACUGAACGACAAGGACUCCUCUGGUUUACAGCGCCGCCCGUCAUGGCUCGACCGGUUCAACUUGGCCUCGCCGCCGCCCUGCUGGCACUGGUCUCCUGUCAAGAUUCUGGCAAUGCGGUGUUUUCCACCGGCCACGUGGUCGACAUCGCGUAUCUACUCUCCCGUAACUGUGCUGCCGACACCGUUGACCUGACCGAGGCGGAGCACCAGGCCCUGCAGGCCGCCAGGACGGAGUGCGAGGUCAGGGCGGCUGCAGGAAGUCACGGUGAUGCCUGUGACGGCGUCCCGUAUGCUGGACGCUACUACAUCUGCAUGGCCAAUCGCCUUCAGCAGCUUGAUGCUGCCGGGACGCAGUUCGACCUCAGUGCCUUCCGACGCACUGCGCUGGGGGAUGAGGACGGCCCGAACUGGUCGGGAACCAGAGCCGAGCUGUUCUCAAUGUGUAUCGGUGACGCCGACAUCGACCUGCUGCCCCGCCAGCAGGCCGUGUACGUCCACGCGUGCCUCCGCUGGAGUUUGAGCGCCGCCUGCGACGUGCAGCAGGCGCACGAGAUGAGACUGGACGACAAGGGCAGAGAGCGUCUGUCGCGCUUCCUCACCGGUCAGUGUCCGAUGAGUCCCAGCCAACUGCUGGACGCCUACGGGCUGAUCACCAGCCGCACCUGGCCAGAGUGCAGCCGCAGCCUGGCCGGCGCGGCGGCUGGAGACGGUUUCUCCUCCGCUGUCAGUCAGGUGACCUGUCUGCUGCAGGACUUCCAGACCGAAGAUGGCGCGCUGGACGCUACCCACCUGAAGAGCGCGGUCAGCUCGGCUCCGGGCGCCGGUCGCUCCUCUUCCACCGGUGUUCUGAAGCGCACUGUGAAUGCCUGCGGCGAGACCCAGUCCCUGGGCGAGUUCGUCAUGUGCUGGGCCGCCCGGGGCAUCUUGACGUGUGUCUUUGGCGAGGCUAACCAGCUGGCCCGUCAGUUCCCGCCGGCCUGUACCGUCUAGCUGGGCGAAAUGAUGCAUUUCUGAAGCCGGUUGGCAUGACAUGCGCCCUGGAAAAUGAUGGUAGGUAAUAUAUCGGUAAAGGCAAAGUGGAUAGGUAUAAACGCGUGUUGAAAUAUGCAUACAGCCGUUUAGCUGUAUGCGUAAAGGUGGAAGACGUGCAUCUCUUUAAGUGCAUUACAACUAGCCGUCAAAAGUUAUCUGGGCAUGCGCGUGUCCGAUUAUUGUUCCAUAUUCUGAAAAAUGCUUAAUUGUCUUUGGCUGUAAACGACCGAAAAUAAAAUUUGAAUCACUU